UCAUGGAAUCCUCUUCCAUUACAAAGAUCGCCGCAGUUCUCCUCGUCAUAGUUCUUUUACACCUCGUAUCCCAGAAUGAAGCAGCGGUAACUUCGACCUCGACAAGAGUGCCGGCAAAGUACACAGACUUCAUCAAGACAAAGUGCAAUACCACCACCUAUCCUUACCCGUGCCUAAAAACACUACUGCCGUACGCGGCGUCGGUGAGGGGAAACGCCACCAAGAUGUCCGUGGCGGCGCUCAAGGUGGCGGUGCAAGGGGCACGGAACGCCACGCUGGCAGUCAAGGAUAUGAAGAAGAAGAAAGGGAUUUCGACGGAGGAGGGUGCGAUCUUGAGGGACUGCAUUGACGAUUUGAAAGACGCGGUUUAUGAGCUGAGGGAUACCUUGGACGCCAUGGAACAUUUGGGCGACGAGGACGGGCAGUUUGAGUGGGAUAACGCCAAGACCUACGCCAGCGCCGUUAUUACCGACAUAGAUUCUUGCAUGGAUGGGUUUUCCGGCAGGAAAGUCGACGCGGCGAGGAAGCGGCAGAUUAGAAACCUCAUUUAUUAUGUAACGCAGCUUGCUAGCAAUGCUUUGUCCCUCGUCACCCAUCUUUACUGAAAACGUACGCAUGCACGCAUGCAUUCUCUCCUUCAUGUUUAU
Molecule: messenger RNA, 647 nt
Organism: Ipomoea triloba (trilobed morning glory)
Lineage: Eukaryota; Viridiplantae; Streptophyta; Magnoliopsida; Solanales; Convolvulaceae
Product: pectinesterase inhibitor 4-like
Exons: 1
Coding region: 3-605 (200 amino acids)
Biological process (GO): negative regulation of catalytic activity
Molecular function (GO): enzyme inhibitor activity
Source: RefSeq, a predicted model, not a curated record